ACGGUCAACAUCUAAAAAAAACAAGGCCACCCACAAAUGUUUACAAAUUUGGAGAGCCACCGAAAAAAUCCACCUUAAGCCACAGGAGAGUUACCAGGAUGAGGGUGCUCCUGAGUUUGUGUGCUGCGCUGGUGCUGCUUUGGUCCACUGUCCAGUGUCACCAUAACGGUGAUCACAGUCACCAUAACAAUGAUCACAGUCACCAUGGCAAUAACGAUGACAGCGUUUCUGCCGAUGGAAGCCUGAAGAUAUACCAGGAGAACCUGGACUUUGCUUUCCGUCUGUACAAGCACAUCUCCGCCCAGCCCGAUUCUCAGUCCAAGAACGUCUUCUUCUCCCCGCUGAGCGUGUCCGUGGCCCUGGCUGCUCUGUCCGUGGGAGCCAGAGGGAAGACGCACCAGCAGCUCUUUGAAGGUCUGGGCUUCAACAGCACAGAAAUCACCACAGAGGAAGUGAACCAGGCCUUCCAACACAUCCAUCACAACCUCAAUGAGAAAACGGGCAUAGACCUGUCGCUCGGGAAUGCACUCUUCAUUGGAGAGAACAUCAAGCCACGUCCUGAGUUCCUGGAGAGCAUGAAACGCUAUUACGAGUCAGAGGGUUUCAGCACCGACUUCAGCAAGCCUGAAGAGGCCAAGGAACAGAUCAAUAAGUAUGUCAAUGAAAAGACCAAGGGUAAAAUAUCAGAGCUGGUUCAGGAUGUGGAUCCGCUGACAGUCAUGUAUCUCAUCAACUACAUAUACUUCAAAGGGAAAUGGAAGGUGCCAUUCGACCCAGAAUCAACAACGGAAAGGCCAUUCUUCGUAGACAACACAACAGAAGUCAAAGUCCAAAUGAUGAUGAAAAAGAACCAUUUUCAUGUUUAUCAUGAUGUUCCAAUCUCCACACAAGUUCUCCAGCUGCCCUAUAAUGACUCUGUCUCCAUGUUGCUGCUCCUUCCCGAGGCUGGGAUGCCUCUUCUGGAAAAGGCCAUCUGCAGCCAACACCUGGCAAAAUGGUUAAAAUGGAUGACAAAAACGGAGUGUAGAGUGUCCGUUCCCAAAUUCAAUAUCACAACGUCAUACUUGCUCAAGGACAUCUUGUCUGAUAUGGGAAUGCCGGACAUAUUUGAAAACACGGCUGACUUCACAGGAAUAAUGGAUGAAGGAUCAAAGCUUAAAGUGUCCAAGGUUGUUCAUCAGGCUUCAUUAAGCGUGGAUGAAGCAGGGAGCACUGCAGCCGCUGGAACCGGGCUGAGCAUCACGCUUCACUCUGCACACCGCGUUCCCUUUCUGAAGUUCGAUCGGCCCUUCAUGCUCCUGAUCUGCAACACUGACACCAAAAGUAUUCUCUUCAUGGGGAAAAUUGUGAAUCCGUUGGCGACAUAGACAUUGCCCAUUGGGCUGUCUGUUAAAAUGCAAUAAAGGUUAAAUAAAAAGUAAAAAAUGCUUUCUAACUA
Messenger RNA from Conger conger (European conger), 1438 nucleotides. Its product is annotated as alpha-1-antitrypsin-like protein CM55-SI. NCBI's taxonomy places the organism in Eukaryota, Metazoa, Chordata, Actinopteri, Anguilliformes, Congridae. Gene Ontology annotation, molecular function: serine-type endopeptidase inhibitor activity. The record is from RefSeq and is a predicted model, not a curated record. The coding region runs from base 99 to 1367 and encodes 422 amino acids. Gene Ontology annotation, biological process: negative regulation of endopeptidase activity. The transcript is spliced from 5 exons.